AUGCAUCUCUCAAAGCCCUUCUCCCAUAACCUAAGAAACUCUCGUGAAAUGGCAUUAAGGCCCUACACGUUUUCGGGAAGGAAGGAAUCAUAUGAUUUUGAACCUCCUCGAUCGAGUGCUGAUCGAGAACUUGAAGAGAGGGAGGAAAAGGUGGGAUGGAAUGGAGGAGAUCCUAGUCAUUCAUUCUCAUCGGGCUUGAUACAUGCCUUAAAAUCAUCGUUUGCCUCGAAUUUUGUUCCAUUACAUCAUACGGAAAAUACGGUGCCCGUAGACAAUAGAUUCAAUCAUCAUGGUAUCUCUAACAACGUAAAGGGUAAUCUUCAAGAUUUUUCUUCAUUCCCAAUUCAGAGUGCCAUCUCAACAUCAAGGAACAUUUCUUACAAUGGAGAAGGAUUUCUUGGACAUCAACCACUCAUGCAAAACAACAACAAAACAAUUAGUCAUAUGGAAGGCCUAUCUCGGAAAAAUCAUCAAGAAGAGGUCCGAGAACAAAGUGAAGAGGAUGAUUGUUCGGAUCAUCUUUCCUCGGAUCCGAACACCUCAACCAGCUUGCAAAACUCUUCCCAUCAUCAACUUGUAAAUACCACGCUUAAUUCCACGUUUUCGGAAAUGUUUACACGUCUCUUGGGACGAGAGAAACGAAGACCUCAAUGCACAGCUCCCAUACGAACGGUCAUUGUGGUACAAGAUUUUCUGAAGGAACAAUAUGAGAAACAAGUGGAACUCGAGAAAGUGUCCAAGUCCCAGCAAUACAUGGGAGAGCAUUAUCAAGACAAAAAGUCCGUAUGUGCAUCUGGCCCAACUGAUGACACGUCCGUGCCAACAGUGCAUGAUCUUAAAGAAGAAGAGGUCUUGGAAGGUGAAGAGAUUUCAAGAAACCCCUCUCUCGCUCCGUGUAUUCGCUCAGUUUCCAUUCAUAAAAAAGAUAUGCUUUUGGGUGAGGAAGAACAUGUGAGGACGAGGUUUCUUGGUGAGCGAGAUCUUGAGCGAUAUCUUGACAUUGAGGGAACAAAUUACAGAAAGAGUAGAAAAAGCAAGUUGGCAGGUACGACAACUAAAACAGACAAACCACGAGAUCAUGUAAAACAACAGUCUGACGAAUUCACACACGAGAAUGACUUUCAAAAACCUACCAAAAGUCGAAGGGUAUUUCUUCCAGAAUCUGUACAACAAGCAAGAAAUCACUUCCCCUCUGAGAAUACAACUCCUGCUGAUAACAAUGAAUCCAAGCAUCAAAGGUCUGUGGUUCCUUCUUCCAAAACAACAAAUACUUCACCUCAAAAACCUUCAAAAACAUUACAACAAGAAAAAGCACGUUCCUCCUUCCAUUCUGACCCUGCGUCUUCUUCCUCUACACUCAUGAUACUAAGCCAAGAAAAUAUUUCCCAUCAUAACAACGUUGUGAAAUGGAUUGAACGUGACCUGGGAAUUAGCAUGUCGUCCACCUUGCAAUGCGAAAAUGAGUUGAAAAAUGGUUUGAAGCUAGCAGAAAUUGUUGGUCGAAUUGAAAGCGAAGAGCGAAUGAAAGGCAUGAACAAACAACCUCAAACGAAUGCCGCUUUUUUCAACAAUGUGGAAAGGGUGCUUUCAGUGCUCAGGGAGAAUAAGGCAAUGGAACUUCGAUACUUGUGGUCUGUCAAGGAAAUUAACGCUGGUAACCCUGAGGUUAUAUGGGGACUUUUGAGUGACAUUUUCGACGCGUACAGGAAACGAACAUCCAAAGUCAAAACAAAAUCAAGAAGGAAGAUGCAACAAGAUAUCUCGAAAGAGGAUGAAAUGGUGGAAAAAAUCGAAGAAAUUAGUAAGCAUGUGCAUUCCAAUCAAGUCGAUAGGGACUUACAUGAAGAACGACGAAUGCGUGAAAGUGGCCACUACCAAGCCAAUGAUGAGGUUCAAAUUACAGAUGAAGGAUUUUCCAUCGAAGAAAUUAAUCGAAUGAAGCAAGAGUUGUUAAAUUCAGUCAUUAGUGACGAAUAA
Molecule: messenger RNA, 1977 nt
Organism: Naegleria lovaniensis
Lineage: Eukaryota; Heterolobosea; Eutetramitea; Acrasida; Naegleriidae
Exons: 1
Coding region: 1-1977 (658 amino acids)
Source: RefSeq, a predicted model, not a curated record